UCAAUCGGUUGUUCGACUAACAUUCAGCUUUGCGAGUGUUUUGUUGUGACUUGGAGAGAAAUUCGUACAAGAAAAAGAUUUCCAUCAUGAUCGAUGCUACAGCAUUCUUAACGAGAGGCACAGCCUUUCUUGCUGGGGAAACCAUUGAAUGUGCAAUAACAUUCUCAUGCCCAGAAGCCACAGGUUCAGGUCAACCUGAGUGUCUUGCAUGGGCCAGUGCUCAGCUCCAUUGCCAGUGCAAUGUGAAAGAGUCAAAGGUCAUUAUUCCUCCGCAACCAAUCACAAGGAGACCUUCGGAGGAAUGGGAGAACAUCCAGUCUUCCAGCAAUACAAGCUUUGCAGCAAGUAGAGGUGAGAAAGGUGUCUGUAUUCUACUGACCCAACCCAAGAUUUUAUUCUGUGAUCUCAAGAUGAAACCAGGAGAAACAAAAACCAUCAUUUACUCCGAGACGAUUCCUAGAGAUGCUCCUCCAUCAUACAGAGGUCAAGAUGUCAAGUAUUCUUACAAAGUGACCAUCGGUGUCCAGAGGAUUGGCUCCCCUAUCAAACUCAUCAAGGUCCCAUUCAGACUGAUGGUGCUAUACGGUCUUGAUGAGGCGACGAUAUUUGAAGGAGCAAAUCAUACAGACGCAGCGAAUCCAUUCUUAGAAGGUGAUAGGCCCAAGAAUACACUCCUAGACAGAGCAGUGCAGAUACUUACUACCAUCACCUCAAGAAAGAGCCCAAAUUCGUACAACAUCACCAACACACAGGGAGCCGUAGCCAAGUUCUGCCUCUUCAAACCCGCCUUCAAGCUGGGAGAGGACAUCAUUGGUACCAUUGACUUCUCUGAUGCAUCAGUAGCAUGCCUACAAUACUCUGUAGUGUUACAAUGUGAGGAGCAGAUAUCUGAGGAGUGCAGGAGAAGACAGCAGCAGACCAGUACUACCGUAGCCUCUCACAGCAAACAUCAAGAGUUUUGUCUCCAUCUACGCCACUCACACAUGGUUCUACCCAUCCCGCUUCAUGUCACUCCAGCCUUCAUUACAGAUAUAGUCUGUCUUCGAUGGAGACUACACUUUGAGUUUACUACCUCCAAGGAGCCGAUCCCAGAGCAUGGUAUACCUAGUGACCAAUCAGAGAGCGCUAUCUGGCAGGGACCCGACAAUGUGAGCGUAGACACGCUAGUAUGGAAUCUACCUAUCAAGAUCUUACCCAUUAACCCUCUACAUGCCACUAGCUACUCUGCUUGGAAAGCCACAAACCUUGUUUCGGUUUAAACUCAUUUCUCACCCUGGCAAGAUCAAUAUUCCUACAUAACAACCAGAAACUGCUAUCGGUCUAGGGCUUUACGGUGCUAGUGUAGAGAUGCUAGUAUGGAAUCUACCUAUCAAGAUCUUACCCAUUAACCCUCUACAUGCCACUAGCUACUCUGCUUGGAAAGCCACAAACCUUGUUUCGGUUUAAACUGAUUUCUCGCCCAAGAAUGUUAUUCCUACUAAACAGUUGGAGAGUGCUAUCAGGCAAGGACUAGUGAUUAGGGAAUCUACUCGUCAAGAAUUUACUAUUUCAUUCUCUGCGAGCAGCUCUUCAUAGAAUUCUACACAUCUUGAUUUCUGUCUGAAAUGAACUGUGUCUUCCCCCAGAGCACAGCAUCUGAUGAACACAGCACCAUCUUGCAGAGAUGAGACAAUAAGCCAGUUCACGGUUGCAGUCUGAGCAUGAGCAGAUAAAGGUCAUUGCAGAACAAAUUGUGAAAUACGCAGAGACAAAAUACUGAUACAUGCUCAUUACAGUGAUGUAAUCAUUAUUCAUUUAUGCACAAGCAGUGCA
This is a messenger RNA of Strongylocentrotus purpuratus (purple sea urchin), 1812 nucleotides long. RefSeq names its product RAB6A-GEF complex partner protein 2 (gene rgp1). The record is from RefSeq and is a predicted model, not a curated record. The transcript has 9 exons. Gene Ontology annotation, cellular component: Ric1-Rgp1 guanyl-nucleotide exchange factor complex; Golgi membrane. Bases 87 to 1259 code for a protein of 390 amino acids. Lineage: Eukaryota; Metazoa; Echinodermata; Echinoidea; Camarodonta; Strongylocentrotidae. Gene Ontology annotation, biological process: retrograde transport, endosome to Golgi.